AUGCUUGAUGAGGCGGUGAGCGCUAUGCGUUCUCUGCAUACAGCAGCGAGAGAAUCUGUGAAACAGGUACAGGAAGCAAUACCUGCUGCUGCGGUGUCUGUACAGUGGGCAGAGGAAGCAGCACCACAUAUUGCUGCACUUGUUAGUGAAGAUUACUCUCAAGCUUUGCUGCUGCUGAUGCGAUCGCUGCAGCAAGACGCAGAGGAGCUUCAGAACGAAGCAGCAGAGCUCAUCGAGCAACAAAUACAAGCAUCAGCACAAUCUAUAGAUAAAAUAGAAACUAUAUUCGAAAUGCAUGAAGAGGAUAUAAGAGCUGCUGCCAUGGGGGGUACACUCAAGGUGGGGGGGACCCUCAUGCAGGUGCAGCAGCAGCUGAAAGCGAUAAAAAAGAAGCAGAAUGUGCUACAGAAUAUAGGAGAACAAGAGCAGAUGGGUGGGGUUGUACAACGCCCCUUGGCUCUGGCUAGGAGACAUGUAGUUAAUAUACUGCUGCUGCAGAUACUGCUGCAGCUGAUGCUGAUCCUGAUCGUGCUUGAUGCAGCGGAUACUCCUCCUAUAGCAUCGCGCAAGAGCGGAGCAGCAACAGCAGCAGCAGCUGGUGGAACACCAGCAGCUGGUGCAGCAGCAGCAGCGGGUGCAGCAGCAGCAGCAGCAGCUGAGGCAUCUCGGGAGCGGCAUCUUUGGAAGAUGUCGAGGGCGCUGCUGUACAGGCAGAAAGGAGUAGGGCCAUCAACAGCAUUCACAGAGGUGCUGCUCAGCUGCGUGAAACCAAAGCAACAUAUUCAGCAGCAGCAGCAGCAGCAGCAGCAGCAACAGCAGCAGCAGCAGGUGCUGGGCCACGGCGCCGCUGAGGCAUCUGCUGUCUGUACACCCCACGGACUUGUGCUGUCUGCAGCGAGAGACGGAGAUGCAGGAUCGUCUCCUUUGCCUCGAUCCCGGGGCACCGAGUGGAGGGACACACAGAUGGAGACGUUUCACCGUCAUCGGCUUCAGCGCACAACAGCAGCAGCAGCAGCAGCAGCAGCAGCAGCAGAGGAGCUCUGA
Molecule: messenger RNA, 1044 nt
Organism: Eimeria mitis
Lineage: Eukaryota; Apicomplexa; Conoidasida; Eucoccidiorida; Eimeriidae
Exons: 5
Coding region: 1-1044 (347 amino acids)
Source: RefSeq, a predicted model, not a curated record